This is a messenger RNA of Nerophis lumbriciformis (worm pipefish), 1110 nucleotides long. The record is from RefSeq and is a predicted model, not a curated record. NCBI's taxonomy places the organism in Eukaryota, Metazoa, Chordata, Actinopteri, Syngnathiformes, Syngnathidae.
UUUUGCCGGGCAAAAGGUUCGGCAUUGCCCUGUCUUGGAGCCAUGGGCUGCACGGUGAGUGCCGAGGACAAGGCGGCCGCGGAGAGGUCUAAAAUGAUCGAUAAGAACCUCCGAGAAGAUGGGGAGAAGGCGGCCAGGGAAGUCAAGCUGCUCCUAUUAGGUGCUGGUGAAUCUGGAAAAAGCACCAUCGUAAAGCAGAUGAAGAUUAUCCACGAAGAUGGCUAUUCGGAAGAUGAGUGUAAGCAAUACAGAGCUGUGGUUUACAGUAACACCAUCCAGUCCAUCAUGGCCAUUGUUAAAGCCAUGGUCAGCCUCAAGAUAGACUACAGCAACCCUGGCAGAAUGGACGACGCUCAGCAGCUGUUUGCCUUGUCUGCCGCCGCCGAGGAGCAGGGCAUGCUACCUGAUGACCUUGCCAACGUUAUCCGACGACUGUGGGCUGACAGUGGCAUACAGAGCUGCUUCACACGCUCACGGGAAUACCAGCUCAACGACUCAGCGGCAUAUUACCUGAACGAUCUGGAAAGGAUAGCAAAAGCAGAUUACAUCCCCACCCAGCAAGAUGUGCUGCGAACUCGUGUCAAGACCACUGGCAUCGUGGAAACUCACUUCACGUUUAAAGAGCUGCACUUCAAGAUGUUCGACGUGGGAGGCCAGCGGUCCGAAAGAAAGAAAUGGAUCCACUGUUUCGAAGGCGUCACAGCUAUUAUCUUCUGCGUUGCUCUCAGUGCAUACGACCUGGUCCUGGCCGAGGAUGAGGAGAUGAAUCGCAUGCAUGAAAGCAUGAAGCUUUUCGAUUCCAUCUGCAACAAUAAGUGGUUCACCGAGACCUCCAUCAUUCUCUUCCUCAACAAGAAGGACCUCUUUGAGGAAAAGAUCACCCGGAGCCCCCUUGCCAUCUGCUUCCCUGAAUACACAGGGGCCAACAAGUUUGACGAAGCAGCCAGUUACAUUCAGACCAAGUUUGAGGACCUAAACAAGAAGAAGGACACCAAGGAAAUCUACACCCACUUCACGUGUGCUACCGACACCAAGAACGUGCAGUUUGUCUUCGACGCGGUCACUGAUGUCAUCAUCAAGAACAACCUGAAGGACUGUGGGCUUUUCUGA